Molecule: messenger RNA, 1431 nt
Organism: Neogale vison (American mink)
Lineage: Eukaryota; Metazoa; Chordata; Mammalia; Carnivora; Mustelidae
Product: CMRF35-like molecule 6
Exons: 4
Coding region: 391-954 (187 amino acids)
Cellular component (GO): plasma membrane
Molecular function (GO): transmembrane signaling receptor activity
Source: RefSeq, a predicted model, not a curated record
CCCACUGAGGAGGAAAUGCUCUAGUGUGGCUCCAUUGUGUGGGGUGAGUGUGGACAGUGAGAGGAGCAGAUGUUGAUUGUUUAAGGGACGGCAAUCCCAAUCUAGACCUGGACCAGGAGCUGUCUUGUCAUCGGGAUUGAGCAGAUCUGGUGCACUAGGCCCAGGACUCUGCCUUGGCUCGUGCUGCUUCUGUCCCCAAGCUUCCUGCACCCCAACCUCCUUGAGUCAGCGUGGAAGAAGAUUGUGAGACCAAACAGAGGCAGGACGAGGAAGCAGAGAGAUCCCAGAAAGCAGAAGUGGGCCCUGCAGAGGGGACCCUCUGUGAGGAGGCUUGAAAUUAUCCCCCCUCACUAGCCUGGCAUUGCUGUGGUUGACGUCUGUGCUGCAGACAUGACCCCAGGGGAUGGGAGGUCAUGGCUGCCUGCAGCACUGCUCCUUCUGCAGGUCCCAGGCUUUGUUUCCCAGUUUCUGAGUAGUCCCAUCUCCCUGGUGGGCACCGUGGGGCAAUCCGUGAGUGUGAUAUGUCCAUAUGAGAAGAUCUAUGAAAACAAUACCAAAUACUGGUGUAAAAGCCCAUGUUUGUGGAAGACUGUGGAGACCGCAGUCCCAGAUGUAGAAGCGUGGAAUGGCCGUGUGUCUAUCAGGGACAUUUCUGCGACCCUCUCCUUCAGAGUGACCAUGAGGAACCUCAGAGAGGAGGAUGCUGGGACAUACCUGUGUGGGAUUGAUACAUCAGAUGUUCCAGGAUUUGUGUUCGAUCUCACCUACCCAGUUGUGGUGACUGUGACCCCAGGUCUUCACACCCUGGUAGACCCCACAGUGAAUACCGAAGCCUCGGACGACUACUACGCCUCCAGCCUAUAUUCUGGGUCCCUGCUCAGCAGCAUCUACUUCUGGCUCCUGGUCUUCCUGGAGGUGCCCCUGGUCCUGAGCAUGCUCAGUGCUGUCCUCUGAGGGAACAGGCCUCAGAGGGGAUCUGGCGGGAGGCAGUAUCUGCCCGAUAAUGACUAUUGGUAACACCAGUUGCCUAUUGACGACCUGCCCAGGAACACAGCCCAUCUGAUGAAUGGGAAUGGCCUUCUGACCAACACAUCCAGCCAUCGUCCUUAUUUUAUUCCGAAUACUCUGUAAACUUUUUUGUAAAUUUUCCUGCAAAGUAUCAUAGACACAAAGAAUGUUCCCAAUAAAUGCAUACUCCUUGAAGCCCAAAUACUCUUCAACCCUUGGAUAUAUCGUGAAUAUUUCUGAAGUCCCUCUGAGGAAACCAACUAUGAAUUUUACAGUCAUGUUCUCCUUGUUUUCUUUAUGGGUUUGCUGCAUAUUUGCAAAUUAUUUACUCUAGGUCAGUUCAUAAAAGGCACCAAAGUUAAAAAAAAACAAAAAAACUUUUAUUUCCAAGGUCAUUGGUCUUCUUAUAAUACUUCUUUCCCA